CCUGUCUCGACAUUAAUAUGAAAGAGAAAGAUUUGCUCACAAAUUUCCUUGUAGGAAAUGAGCUACACGAUGUCGUGACUCUAAAUCAGUUCAUUCAGUUUUUCCCUAGUCAGUAUCGCUCGCACCCAGAAGUGAAGGACCUCUAUCGAACCUACCUAAAUGCACGGCAUCAAACUAGGACAAAGGUCCGUAAGAAUAUCGACAUUGAGGUCAGACGGAAUCCCCUUUUAUUAGAUUCAAACAGUGGACAUGAUGUGGACACCUCCAAGACACUAAGACUGCAUGAUAAUGGGGAUAUAGACAGGGGUAUCUCCACAGAUGAUGAUGUGGACAUAGAGGAUGUGGAUAAGCACCUAACCCUGGACCAGGCGAUUCAAGAGCUGAUUCAAGCAGAGAAGAUCUACAAACGAGAGAUCACGCAAUUGGAGCAAGAAUGUAAUGAUUUUGCAGAGGAAUUUCAAAAGCUUGACAGGGAGAUGGAAGGGGUUCAAGUCCCUGGACAUCAUUUAAAUAGCCUACGCGAGGAAUCCCUUAUGAAAGACAUUCAGAAAUUGAUUCAAUUAUGUGACUCAAUCACAGACAAAAUCCCAACAGAUUCUUCAAUGGAUUAAGGACCUUUUAUGUAGAGCCAUUUUUAUCCCUUUUUGUUUGUAUUUCUAUCCAAUAUUACCAUGUAUUUUAGUAUAAAUAAAAAAAUAAAAAAAUAAAAAGUCCGUGGUUAUGGACAUGG
Molecule: messenger RNA, 730 nt
Organism: Lobosporangium transversale
Lineage: Eukaryota; Fungi; Mortierellomycota; Mortierellomycetes; Mortierellales; Mortierellaceae
Exons: 4
Coding region: 18-611 (197 amino acids)
Biological process (GO): chromosome segregation
Cellular component (GO): kinetochore; Mis6-Sim4 complex
Source: RefSeq, a predicted model, not a curated record